Messenger RNA from Theobroma umbraticum, 1442 nucleotides. RefSeq names its product 3-oxoacyl-acyl-carrier synthase-like protein (Protein of unknown function DUF455). The record is from RefSeq and is a predicted model, not a curated record. NCBI's taxonomy places the organism in Eukaryota, Viridiplantae, Streptophyta, Magnoliopsida, Malvales, Malvaceae.
AUAAUAUUUUUUAAUUAAUUUCGCAAUUUCUUUUUAUUAUAUUUAAAUAAUUUUCAGCAAUUGAAUAACCCGCGGCAACGUAAAUAAAUGUAUUGCAUUUGCAGCAACGACAGUGGCUUUCGUUGGCCGGUAAAGAUUAGCUUUAAUCUUAGGCGGUGUGUUUCUUCUCGGGAGAGAUGAGCCCAAUACAAGGGGAGCAAGAAAACGAGACGCUCGUAGAAGCGGCGCUUCGUGUUCUGAACACGGCGGACCCCUUCGAGAAGGCCCGACUCGGCGACUCAGUUGCCUCCAAAUGGCUCCAAGGAAUCAUCACUCGUCCCUUCGACCCAUCCCAUGACCUUCCGGUACCCGAUCGUCCCGCCAGGCUCACCAACGUUAAGUUGGUGUCACCGAGUUUGAUGCCAAAGCUUGGGAAAGCUGGCAGCUUGCAGAGCAGGCAAGCCAUUGUGCAUAGUCUUGUGCAUACCGAGAGCUGGGCCAUUGACUUGUCUUGGGAUAUAAUUGCCCGUUUUGGUAACCAAGAAUCAAUGCCCAGAGAAUUUUUCAACGAUUUUGUGAGGGUAGCCCAAGAUGAAGGUCGGCACUUCAGCGUCCUUGUAGCUCGACUUGAAGAACUUGGUUCUUCUUAUGGUGCAUUGCCUGCUCAUGAUGGGCUUUGGGACUCUGCUAUUGCUACAUCCAAGGACCUCUUGGCUCGUUUGGCAAUUGAGCACUGUGUCCAUGAGGCAAGGGGACUCGAUGUGCUGCCGACAACCAUCUCUCGGUUCCGUAAUGGAGGUGAUAAUGACACAGCUGAUUUACUGGAGACAGUAGUUUACCCGGAAGAGAUUUCACAUUGUGCUGCUGGAGUGAAGUGGUUUAAGUAUCUUUGCCUGAGAUCCAGAAAUCCAGCUUUGUGUCAAGACAGCCUAGCAUCACAAGAAAGUGAAGCAGGAGGAAGUGAGACUUCGGUGGAGGAAAGUGAAGAGGUGAUUCAGAAGUUUCAUGCCAUAGUAAGGACACACUUUAGGGGACCAUUGAAGCCACCCUUUAAUGAGAAAGCAAGGAAAGCUGCAGGGUUUGGCCCUCAGUGGUAUGAGCCACUUGCUGUGAAAGGCUCUGCCUCGGUAUUCUAGCACUGAAUGUUUACGAAUUGGGUAAGCAGUGUUCGUCAUAUUUGUAUUCAUUAGCUUGUGAGCUCCUACAGAACUUAGCAAUCCCCAACCAAGCCAUAUGGUGCCUACAUGGCUCUGUUAAUUAAGGCAGCCGUCAGAUGCCAAAUGUCUGUUAUCAAAUUUUUUUUCUUUAAUUUUUGACCAAUAUCUCUGAAAUAUUCAAAAUUUUGAUGAUGAUUAGAAACAAUUGUACAAGGACUUUAACCGUUUUGAUGUUUCCAUAGUGUUCACAUUCCACUUUUCUUGAUUGAAGUUGACUGUAUGACUACCAUGGGUGUGAAAGAAAGA